AUGAGCAACAAUCCUAAUGAGCCUCCGGUGAUGCCCGGGAGUCUUCCGCUUAUUGGACACGCGUUGUAUCUGCUUGGAGAUAGUAGCCAACUGUGGGAUAUAGUUAAAGAUGUGUCGUACAAAUGUCUUGCCAAGGGUGGUGUUGUUGCUGCGACGAUUGGCCCUAGAACAGUAUAUAUUGUCACCGACCCUGAUGAUGCUCUAACAGUUGUGAACAACUGUUUACAAAAAGAUCGAUUUUACGAUUUCGCUAAGCCUUGGCUGGGAGAAGGACUUGUGACUGGAGAUUUGUCGAUUUGGAGAAAUCAUCGUCGUUUGUUGAAUCCAGCUUUCAGCCAAGUGGUUCUGGACAGUUUCAUUGGAGUUUUCAAUAGCCAAUCACGUCGCUUGGUUGAAGCGCUUGACAAGGAAAUAGCGAAGGGACCAUUCGAUCACUGGGUAUAUACCAGACACAACGCCUUGGAAACUAUAUGUUUGACAGCUUUAGGAGUCGACUUCACUGAAAAGGCGGUCCUUAACAGCGAAUACGUGAAAGCGGCUGAAGUCAUAUUCAACGUGAUUGUGGAGAGAUUCCAAAAGUUCUGGCUUCACAGCAAACUGCUGUUUAAAUGGUCCAGUUUGAGGAAGAAACAGGAUGCCCUGUUGAAGAUAUUACAUAACUUGUCAAUCACUGUCCUUGAAAAACGAAAAACUGAUUAUCUGAAGAAUAUGGAAACGUGUAAAAACGACAAAACAGGAGACUAA
Molecule: messenger RNA, 744 nt
Organism: Leptidea sinapis
Lineage: Eukaryota; Metazoa; Arthropoda; Insecta; Lepidoptera; Pieridae
Gene: CYP340C1
Product: cytochrome P450 4C1-like
Exons: 7
Coding region: 1-744 (247 amino acids)
Molecular function (GO): oxidoreductase activity, acting on paired donors, with incorporation or reduction of molecular oxygen; iron ion binding; monooxygenase activity
Source: RefSeq, a predicted model, not a curated record